Molecule: messenger RNA, 633 nt
Organism: Nakaseomyces glabratus
Lineage: Eukaryota; Fungi; Ascomycota; Saccharomycetes; Saccharomycetales; Saccharomycetaceae
Gene: PML1
Product: Pml1p
Biological process (GO): mRNA splicing, via spliceosome; maintenance of RNA location
Cellular component (GO): nucleus
Molecular function (GO): protein binding; mRNA binding
Source: RefSeq, a predicted model, not a curated record
AUGAGACAAAGUAGGUAUGAUGCUACUGGUUCCAGGGCUGGGAGAGGUAUUUCAAAGCCUGGAUACCGGUAUAAUAACAGGAAGAGAGAAUGGAAGGACCGUCGGGAGGUAAAGAGGACGAAACCCAGUAAAGGCCCACUACUGCCGAAUUUCGAGUCUUCUGGGUUGCUAGAGCUUGACUCUAAUAACAAGAAUGGCAUAGCGUUGAAAUACGUAGAGCCCAAAGAUGCUAUAUCACCGUUAGACUAUUUUAAGGGCUCUACUGAUAAAACCAAGUAUAAAUGUCUAUUGUACAAGGAGAGUACAGGGAAGGUAAUCGAUGAGUUUGAAUUAGAGGCUAAAAAUUCAUACUUGAUAGGUAGGAAAGAUGAAGAAGAAGAAGAAAACAAUAUCGCCGAUAUCCUUAUACCUGAAGAGACAUGCUCUCAACAACACUGUGUUAUACAGUUUCGGAGAACGGAAAACGACAGUAUCAAGGCAUACAUCAUUGAUUUGGAAUCAUCUAACGGCACUGUACUUAACGGCAACACAAUUCCACAGGCAAGAUAUAUAGAACUAAAAAAUGGAGACACCAUCCAGUUUACAGCGGACAGCCGAGAUAGGAAAUAUUAUUUAGUAUAUGCGUACACAUGA